Xiphias gladius (swordfish) is the source of this 4294-nucleotide messenger RNA. It is a transcript of the gene gba2, whose product is annotated as glucosidase, beta (bile acid) 2. The transcript is spliced from 18 exons. Gene Ontology annotation, cellular component: membrane. The record is from RefSeq and is a predicted model, not a curated record. Gene Ontology annotation, biological process: central nervous system development; carbohydrate metabolic process; glucosylceramide catabolic process. Lineage: Eukaryota; Metazoa; Chordata; Actinopteri; Istiophoriformes; Xiphiidae. Gene Ontology annotation, molecular function: glucosylceramidase activity; beta-glucosidase activity. The coding region runs from base 792 to 3497 and encodes 901 amino acids.
AUGUUCCUAAGUAGGGACUGUCAGGCAUCAUCUACGUCCAAUCUUUACGGAUUUUGACUCCAGCAAACUCCAACAACAAUUAGCCAUUCUUUGGUUUCUAAUUUAAUGUAUUUUGACUGCUUGGUUGAGGUUUGGAUCUGCUUGUAAAUAGAGGCGGUAUCUGUAAGCAGCCUCAAAUGAAAUUGCUGCCUGAGAGGCAAAUUGAGGGCACUAACCCAACCCAGUCAAACUUUUUCCAUACUGUGCUAGCCGAAGCUACAGGAUACUGACAGAAGGCGGUUUAGCGCUGUAGCGGGAUGACGAUAUCGCUCUGGUGUCCCCACUGAAUGACUGAGAUCCUCAGUACUUGUUGUCGGGCUUAAGCUGUCGUCCAUCCAUCCACCCAUUCAGAUACCACAGCUGACAGCACAGCCACAUCCGGACUCCAUACAAAGGAGGCAAAGGGAUCUGUCAUCUCUCCAAAAAAAAAAAAAAAGAAUCCAGUGGGUGAUGGUGAAGAAAACUGAUGCAAAUAGCCCCUUAGAAAAUGAACAUAAGGAGCUGUAGGGACUGAAUGAUCAUGUGGACAGCAAUAACCUUAUAAUGGCAUUGGGAUCUCCCAAUCGAGGGAGUAAUUAUUUACCCGUAGGUCCCUGUCCAGCAGAUAUUCAGAACUUGUCAGUUGAGGAUCGGCUUGUCCAACAGGAAAUACUCUUUGCAGUUUACUGAUCCACUUCAAGAUUUCUAGGCCACAUGCAACCACCGCCUUAGUGUUUUUGCUCCAUGGUGAAGGCACGAUCGAUCCACUCUGUAUGCAAAAGGUUGUGACAGCCUUGUAUUUAUAUUCACUCAGUGUUUGCCCAUUCCUUUUUCACUACUAUAAGCUUCCUAUUGCUAGAAAUCCUGAUAAAAUGAGUACAGAGUGGGGUGAGAAAUCCACAGCGGACCUCAUGAGUAGGUAUGUCUCCAAGGAAAUGGGAUAUGGAGUACCCAAGGAUGGCUGGCGUAUCUGUCUGGCACACGAGUUCAAGGAGAAGAGAAAGCCCUUUCAAGCAAAAGAUGUCUCGCUGUCCAACAUCUGGGAACACAUCGGCCUUGGAAUCAGGUAUCUAAAAUGGUGGUACAAGAAGACCCAGGUGGAAAAGAAGGCUCCAUUCAUUGAUAUGUUUCGUGCCCAACCCUUGCGUCAAAUAUAUGGUGCUCCACUUGGUGGCAUUGGAGGAGGUACCAUCACAAGAGGUUGGAGGGGAGAGUUCUGUAGAUGGCAACUCAACCCUGGAAUGUACCACUACAAAACUGUCACAGCCAACCAGUUCACAGUUUGUUUGCGACGCGGAGGACAAACAGUUUACCAGCAGGUGCUAUCUGUAGAGCGUCCUCCAGUGUUACAAGGCUGGAACUGGGGCUACUGUGGGGAGUAUGCCUUCUACCACGCGUUGUACCCCCGCGCCUGGACUGUUUACCACCUCCCAGGACAGAACGUCACCUUAACCUGCAGGCAGAUUUCCCCUGUCAUUCCCCAUGACUACCAGGAUUCUAGUCUCCCAGUGGCUGUAUUUGUGUGGGACAUAGAGAACAAAAACGACUACGAUCUAGAUGUCUCCAUCAUGUUUACUAUGGUCAAUGGGUCAGGACACAAAGACGACAAGAGCGGGGGACACUGGAAUGAACCAUUCCACCUGGAGAAGGAGGGGGAGGCGGUGUCUGGGGUCUUGCUACAUCACUGCACUACUGUAAACCCUUACACCCUGUGCAUUGCAGCCCGGGAACAGCCUGACAGGGAGGUCAGUCACCAGACAGCGUUCAGUCCAAAGGGAACCUGCAGCGGUCUGUGGGGUGACCUCAUCACUGAUGGACGACUGGACUCUCCUACAGGUUCCAGCCCGCCGACGCCUAAGGGAGAGAAGGUGGCAGCAGCGUUGGCUGUGGGCUGCUCAGUUCCGGCUCAGGGCCAUAACACCCUGGAGUUCUGCCUGGCCUGGGACAUGCCCAAAAUCGCCUUUGGCUCGAGAGAGAGGGAACACAUCAGGAGAUACACUCGUUACUUUGGGACAAAAGGGGAUGCGUCCCCCUCUCUCAGUCACUAUGCCCUAACACACUACAGACAGUGGGAGAAGGCCAUUGAGGAGUGGCAGAGGCCAAUUCUGCAGGACAGUUCUCUACCCUCCUGGUAUAAAUCGGCCCUGUUUAACGAGUUGUACUUCGUGGCGGAUGGAGGGACGGUGUGGACGGAGCUACAGGAGGAUGCUGAUAUCAGUGGCGGCAUGUGCAGCGAGGACGAGCCGUUUCCAGCUCAGCCGGCUGUCGUCAAGGAGUACGGCCGUUUUGCCUACCUAGAAGGUCAGGAGUACAGAAUGUACAACACAUACGAUGUGCACUUCUAUGCUUCUUUUGCACUAAUCAUGCUGUGGCCCAAACUUGCCUUGAGUGUACAAUACGAUAUUGCUGGCAGUGUGAUUCAGCAGGACCCAACAGAGAGGCUCCAUCUGAUGAGUGGGCGGUAUUCUUCUGUCAAGGCCAAAAAUGUGGUGCCUCAUGACAUAGGAGACCCAGAUGAUGAGCCAUGGCAGAGGGUGAAUGCCUACCUCAUUCAUGACACUGCAGACUGGAAGGACUUGAACCUGAAGUUUGUCCUGCAGGUCUACAGGGACUUUCAUCUCACCCAGGACAGUCAGUACCUGCAGGACAUGUGGCCCAUCUGCCAGGUGGUGAUGGAGUCAGAGAAAAAGUUUGACCUGGAUGGAGAUGGACUAAUAGAAAACUCUGGAUAUGCUGACCAGACCUAUGACGGCUGGACAGUGACUGGACCAAGUGCGUACUGUGGUGGGCUGUGGUUGGCGUGCCUGUGUGUGAUGUGUAAGAUGGCCAGACUAGUGGACAACGACGAGGCAUACCAACAUUACAGGAACAUCUUGGACAGAGGCAGUGCCGCUUUUGACCAACUGCUGUGGAACGGCAAGUACUACAACUAUGACAGCAGUGGGAGAGACCUUUCUAACAGUGUCAUGUCUGACCAGUGCGCAGGCCACUGGUUCCUGAGGGCGUCGGGCCUGGGGGAGGGGCACUAUCAGGCUUUCCCACAAGAAAAAAUCCAGAGUGCACUUAAAUCUGUCUUUGACUUGAAUGUAAUGAGCUUUGCUGGAGGCCAGAUGGGAGCAGUUAACGGCAUGCGUCCUGAAGGAGUGACUGACCGCUCCAGCGUGCAGUCCGAUGAGGUCUGGAUUGGAGUAGUGUACGGACUGGCAGCCACUAUGAUCCAUGAGGGUAUGCGGGAGGAGGGUAUGCGCACUGCGGAGGGUUGCUACCGGACUGUGUGGGAGAGACUCGGCAUGGCAUUCCAGACUCCUGAAGCCUACUGUGAGAAAGGCAUCUAUCGCUCUCUGGCCUACAUGAGGCCUCUGAGCAUCUGGGCCAUGCAGCUAGCCCUCAAUACUUCACGGAAGGAUCAGACCACAUCAGCUGAAACUGGAGACACAGACAGGGAGCAGGGACAGGAUUUGAGAGAAAACCAGAGCUAGGAGUUGGGCCAUUAGACUGGUGUGAUUAGAGAGGUAUGAGUCUGAAAAUGACCUCAAACACUCCUGCAGCCACCACUCUCAUCUGUGCUCACACCCUGCAGUGCUCUGUUUGACUGUUUACAGACCUUGAAUUUAAUUCUCUACUGUAUGUCUUGCUUCAGAUAUUUUGUCAUUUGAGGCUUGAGAUCAUAACUGUGAUGGUUUAUGCUUAACAAAGCCAGUGUGCAGUGUAGGGUGGUAGCCAGGCACUGUCACAAUCAUAGCCAGUAUGUAUAUUAAUUUAAAAAUUGAUUUUGUGUUCCAGCAACAUACUGUAUAUUUGCACGCAUGUACACACACACAUGCAAGCUCUACAUUUAACAAUUUACAAUCAUGUUAAUAACAAAGUUUGCAUAUUUGCAACAGGUUUAUAUGCUAAAUAUUUGAAGACUGUUGUCUGUUAUUAUACUAGCCACAUGUAGUCAUUAUUGUCUUUAACAGUUGAGUACAUCACAAGGCCUGUUAGGGAAUCAAGUCGAAUUUGAUUGAUUAUUGGAUCAGAUAUAUAGACACUUGAAAAGAGUCAAGAAAAUUGAAGAUUUUAAUUUGAAUGCUGUAAUAAGUGAUGUGAUAUGUGACGAGUAGUGUUGGAAAUUAAGUCUGGAAAAAAUCUUUUUUUGUCUUUUUUUUUGUAAAAUAGCAUUGGGUGCCUUGUUGCAUGUUGAUCUAUAUCUACAGUAUAUAAAUGUAGCGGCAACAUUUACUAUGUUUUAUAAGAUCCAAACUCAUGACAAUCAUGCUGAAUAAAUGACUUAAUA